AUGAGGCUUGAAGACUUAGUAGUCAAGGUUGAGGACGCCCGGACUCCCGAAGAGGUUAUCAUUAAGCGGCAGACUGCUCCUUUGCCUCAGCCGGCCGUUGCCAGGUCAGACCAUUUCCAGAAGCAGGUAGUGGAUCUGAUGGAGCUGGUCUCGAGGGCCCCUGAGCCCUCAGAAGCCCAUGUCAUGGCACUUGGCGAAGCAUCUGCCGCGAAGAGGGCGCGGCAAUCCGCGCUGCUUCGACGCCAGCUGGCGGAGAGCACCAUUUCUUCCCACGGGGGCAAGCGACAUGGGCCACUGGAGGAUAGCAGCCCCUUCCAGCGGCUCCAGCGGAGAGAUGACGUGGACAUGGCACUGGGCGCUUCUAUGAAAACCCUCACGCUCCCUCUCCCUAGCCAGAUUGAG
Messenger RNA from Symbiodinium necroappetens, 402 nucleotides. NCBI's taxonomy places the organism in Eukaryota, Dinophyceae, Suessiales, Symbiodiniaceae. The record is from the annotation of a GenBank genome assembly.